Molecule: messenger RNA, 2126 nt
Organism: Trematomus bernacchii (emerald rockcod)
Lineage: Eukaryota; Metazoa; Chordata; Actinopteri; Perciformes; Nototheniidae
Exons: 14
Coding region: 99-2108 (669 amino acids)
Molecular function (GO): ubiquitin-protein transferase activity
Source: RefSeq, a predicted model, not a curated record
AAGAAAUCUACAACUCUCUCAGCAAUUGUACUUGAACAAAACAUUAGUUUUGUCUGUGCUGCAUCUAUGGAGACAUUUGCUACAGGCAAUUCCCAAGUAUGUUCAGUACUGAUCAGCCAAGAGGCAAAAGACGAUUUCCCACCCCGGCUCCUUGCAUCGUCAAACGGACGGACUUUCAUAUAUAUGUCCUUUCGGGACCCAGUCAGUUUACACCAAAGGGCUCGGAAGAGCUACCACUUGCCUAUGCUGGCCUUGGAAAGAGGAUGCUAAAUCUACCGGACAACUUAUUGCACAGUGAGACUAUGGCUUCGGUUGAGGAAGAAUUUCCCAAACUGAAAACAUUAAAAGGAGGCUGGAUGUUUUUCAAGUCAGCAGGUGGUAGUGGACGUCGAAAGCUGUCCAUAAUCCCUACUGACUCCGAGGGGUACUCCACAAGGCUCCUCAAAACAGCGUCCAACAAUGGAAAAAACAUUGUGUUUGUAAUUCCACUCCAGGAGCAACUUUCUACUUUGCAGCUGUUGCCUUUACAUGUGGAGGAAUGUAAUGACAUAUUGACUGAGAGUGAAUCUGGGACUUCUCUUGAUGAAUUGAUUGAGCAGCCAAAUCCACCUAACACAGGGAUGGAAGAAUCGUCAGAGGUUUGCCCUAUAUGUCUUGAGUCUUACCUGAUUGAUGUCCUCUCAUUUCAUGCAAGCACAUGUGGUGAAGGAAUGGACCCUGCUCAUCAUAGCAGUAUGACAAGGACAGAGGAAAUGCCAAGGACAGAGGAAAUGCCAAGGACAAAGGAAAUGCCAAGGACAGAGGAAAUGCCAGGACCUUCAGUUCAAAGAUUGCCAGCAACAGUUUCAGCAGCAUGGGCCAAUGAAGUGGACGCCCGGAAGGCAUGUCAGUUGUUUAGAGAGGAACUGCUGGAACGUAACUAUGAAUGUCCACGCCUCUUUCUGUCAAUCGACAUGUUUGACGCAGAAGAAGAAACAGACAGUUCAUUGAUUUCAUUCUUUAAAAUGAACAAUGUUAACUGGGCAGCUCCAUUAAAGUGCAGGCUGAGAGGGGAUGCAGCAGUCGGCCAAGGUGUCAACCGACACGUUUUGUCAAUGGCCAUGCAGAAACUGAAGACCGGCUUCAGUAUAAAUUUAGGCUGUGCAGCUCUGACAAGCCUUUUUGAAGGGGAAAUGGAACAUCGGGUUCUCUCCGCAGCUGCUGUGCUUCGGGAAAGCAACCUGUUUGAGAUGGCAGGUCGGAUGAUAGGCCUUUCCUUCCUGCAUGGUGGUUUUGGUUUCUCAGGACUAAGUGUGCCUGUAGUGACUCUGUUGACUGGUGGGAGCACGGAUACUGCAGCAUCAGCGCUUACCCUGCUGGACUGUCCUGAUCUUGACCACCGUGAAACAAUUGGUUUUCUCAAGAAUACACAACUUACUGCUCAAGAAACCACCAGUGUGACUGAUCUUUGCCUGUCCUGGGACCUCCCUGUUCCAACCUCCACCAAUCAUGACUGGCUGUUCCAGGAACUUCUUUCCCAUGCAGUACUUCACCGUGUUAGGCAGCCUAUCAAACAGAUUCGCAAAGGCCUUAAAGAAACGGGAAUCUGGCCGCUUGUUUCAAAUAGGCCAGAUGUCCACCCCAUAUUAUUUCCAAGAGAGAAAAAUGAUGAGCUGAACUCACAGACUGUGAUCCAGAACAUCCACUGGCCACAGCCCAAAAGUGACAGCGAUGAGGACGAGGACGACGCCGUUCCAUUGGAGAAAGUCAGUCUCGUCACUGGAUUUUUGAGGCAAUUCAUAGAGGAAGCAUCUCCGAAGGUGCUGCGUGACCUCUUGAAGUUCUGGGUCGGGUGGGAGCUGCUCACAACAAACCUUGAAGUUGAGGUUGUUACUUCAAAAUACCCAGUGGCUCUCACCUGCUUCCUAAAAUUGAAGCUCCCAAGCCACUACCAAACCUAUGAAAAGUUCCACCAGGACUUGAUGAUGCCCUCAGUUCCAUCAGUUCAGGCUUUGGGCUUGUGUAGCUACACACUGACUAUUUUUCUGGAGAAGGGUUUGCCUCUCUAUUCAAUACACUGUGUGAGAUACAGGGUUACAGUUGGUACACCUACCGUCUUUUAUAAAUAAAGGACAUUUGGAAAAAGA